AUGCUUUCAACCUUUACCUCCAGAAUCAUAAUAUUUGUAUGUUUAGUAUUGGGAUCACCAUUGGCCAUCAAACCCAGUUCAAAAGGCAGAUUGACACUAGGAGACAUAGGGGACUUCGAUAGACAAUUAUUGGAGCAGUGUCAUGAGAAAUGCAAGAAUGGCAUAGACAUAUAUCUCACUAAGGGGCGUGAAGCGCUGAUGGCGAAAAUUAUCUUGACGGUUAAGAGUGAUGAGAAUGGCAUUCUUCCCGACGAGACAUUUUCUUACCAGGAAUGCAUGACUCCAUGUCUAGGCUUGGAGCAUGAUAAAGAAUUAGAAAUUCCCAAAAUCCACAUCCUAAGUGAUUUUUUUCAUGUAUUUAACCAUGGGUAUGACCCAUCAGAUCCGGUUUUGCUCGCAAUCAACUCUACCAUUACGAGAGACAUCGGCGACGACGAAUUGUCUGAGGGUGAAUACCCAGGUGAAGGCUGGCAUGAUGGUCAUGGGUGGUGCUUUGAAAGCACUUGUUAUUCUCCUUGGAAGUACUGGCUCUGGGGAAAGAUUUCAAAUUGGAAGAUGAUGCCUUUGCAAGCAAAAGAAUAUAUACAUAACAGAGCCAAAGCACGCUUGAGUGCUCAGUAUGAGACUUAG
Messenger RNA from Clavispora lusitaniae ATCC 42720, 630 nucleotides. NCBI's taxonomy places the organism in Eukaryota, Fungi, Ascomycota, Pichiomycetes, Serinales, Metschnikowiaceae. The record is from RefSeq and is a predicted model, not a curated record.